Linum tenue is the source of this 1748-nucleotide messenger RNA. NCBI's taxonomy places the organism in Eukaryota, Viridiplantae, Streptophyta, Magnoliopsida, Malpighiales, Linaceae. The record is from the annotation of a GenBank genome assembly.
AUGUUAGUUUCGCAACUCUGUUUCCUUCUAGAUCUAGUUUCUGGAGCUCUAUUCGCCUCCUACUCCUCUCUAGUUUUCGCAUCUCUGUGUUCCGUCGUGACUGCUAGUCUUAGUAAAACCCUUGUUGCAGGAAUGAUUCGUGCAAAGAACAAAAGAGCGAAACUUAGAUCACGUCCUGCCCUCAUAUCUACAGACACAGAAAUCGAAACUAUGUCACGUGUUCUAGAAACGGAAGUGCCUUCGUUGAACGCGGAAGGUGAUGAGUCUUCUACCCGAGUUAGUCCUGAACCCAUGGAAGAAUUUGCUGCUGCUGAAACUGUUCAAGGUACUACCAAGGGUCAUGUUGGCAAUAGAGGCAUAUACAAAGGAAUUGACUUGGACAAGAAAACCAAAUCCAAGAAAGAGAAGUUGUUCAUUUAUUUCAUGCCGGGGCAGAAACAUUUUCGUCCUGUUGGCCCGAAUGAAAGAUCUCUAAACAUGUGGCUGGCAUUUUGUGUUCGAUCGGUGAUUGGGGCACCGAUCCAUGACUACGUCACUAUACUUCCACAGUAUAGUGAACAGUUAUGGAGCAUGGCAACGGAUUACUUUCAAGUGAGUCCGGAUAGCCCUCCAAAGUUGAAGAAAAUUGAGGACUUGAACAACACCCCUCCUCCAGAGCCACUUGAAGUGAAGAAAUAUAAAUUUAGAACUCAUUGUUUUAAUGAAAUGAGAGCCAGCUAUAGGAAAUACAGAUCAAGAUUGCAUGAGAAGUAUAAGAAGUAUAAAACAGACGAAGAGCGGAUGAAGCAUAUCCCUGAAGGAUUAUCUGCAGAAGAUUGGCAACAAAUGUUGCGACUGUUUGCAUCUCCCGAAUUUCAGGCUCUUAGUUUGAAAAAUGCUAACAAUCGCUCAAAUCAGAAGGUCAUUGCCUGCACCGGACCAACGCCAUUUGCACAAACAGAAUAUGAUAUGAUUGAUGAGGAAACUGGAAAACUACCAUCUGCCUCGGAAGUUUGGAUGGCACAACAUAGCAGUUUGAAUGCAAAUAAUGAGCGGAAGUGGGUUGAUAGUUCAUCAGAGCAUUAUUAUCAUGAGAUAAGAAGAACAGAAGAAGAAGUCAUGCCUGUGGAUGAGACUGUUAACGAUAAUGAAGAUGUCUUGAGAGUGGUGUUCGGUGCUCGAUCUGGCUAUGUUCGUGGUAAAGGAACUGGGUACAAGUCAACUGCAAAGGGAGUGACUACAAACAACCAGAACGAAAAAAUAGAACAACUGGAGGCUAAAAUUGUUCACCUGAACGCAAAAAUAGCAGAUCAAGACAAACAUAAUUUAGCCUUAACCCAAAGGUUCGAAAAAUUGUUGGAAAUGGUGGAAAAUGAAAGGCAUGAAUCAUCUUCUCACAGCGGGCAAAGGGAAGAUGAUCUCACUUCGGAAGAGACAAAUGAAGAAGAGUAUACAAGGGAUGAAUGUUCUCAUCAGGCCAAACGUGUGAAUAAGAAACGAGCUGGCAAUAAGAUUUUGAGCGCAAAAAAGAAAAACAGGAGCUAAGAGAAGAAGGAUGUUUAUUGGCGGAACAUGGAGGGGUAUGCAGAAAUAAUCGUUAGUACAAUUUUUUUUUUGUUAGAGAGGCAAUUAAUAAAUUAUGGAUGUGAAACUUGUUAUCUAUUUCUUUGUAGAUUUAUUUUUUCUAGUUCACUAGACGAUGUUUAGCAUUUUAAAAGAUGAAUGUUGGGAUGACAUUUUAGUAGUUUUGCUUAAUUUUUCAUGGAGAU